UGUGUUGUGUGACGUCGCAGGUCACAUGGCGAGCGUCAGCUGUGUUGCAGGAAGUGAAGCAGUCAUGGCGACGCCAGGAGCGUUACUCUCUGAAUCUGUGCUAGGAUGGUCUAUUUUCACUAUUGUUUUACUGGUCAUCUUGGCCUUCUGCUGGGUUUACAUUCGGAAAUAUCAGAGCCGGCAGGAGAGCGAAGUUAUCUCCACCAUCACUGCGAUAUGCGCUCUGGCCAUUGCGCUCAUCACAUCGGCCCUUCUUCCUGUUGAUAUCUUCCUAGUGUCCUUCAUGAAGUAUCCCAAUGGCACUUACAAGGAAUGGGCGGCAAAUAAUGAGACACGGCAGCAGAUCGAAAACACAGUUUUGUACGGCUACUACACUCUGUAUUCAAUCAUUCUGUUGUGCGUCUUCCUCUGGAUCCCCUUUGUGUAUUUCUACUACGAGGAGAAAGAUGAAGACAACAGCAACAAGUGCUUGCAAGUGAAAAAUGCACUGAAGUAUACAAUAGGAUUUGUGAUUGUGUGUUCAGCGCUGCUUUUGAUUGGGACAUUUGUUCCGUUGGAAUCUCCGCCGAACCGGAACUCCACUCAGUGGGAGAAGGUGCAGUAUCUAUUCGAGGAGCUGGGAAGCAGCCAUGGCCUGGCCGCCCUGUCGUUCUCCAUCAGCUCGCUCACCUUGAUUGGCAUGCUGGCAGUGAUCACAUACACGGCGUACGGGAUGUCCGUUCUGCCGCUGAACCUGAUUAAAGGCACGCGCAGCAUCCUGUAUGAGCGGCUGGAGAACACUGAAGACACGGAGGAGGUGGAGCACCAGAUAGACAAGCUCAAAGCCAAGUGUGCCGAUGGGCGUCCUCUCUCUAUGAGAGACCGGAGGAACCUCCAGGAUCUUGAAGCCAAGCUACAGGUGCUCCGUCGGCAGGGCCGUCACCUUGAGAUUGCAGAGAGGAACUGCUGCAAUAAAGUGGGCUCAGCUCUCCGUCCCAUGAAGAUCUUGCUCGGGGUCUUCUUCAUCCUGGUGGCCCUUUUGUUCUUCGUGACCUUGUUUAUUUCUAAUCUGGAUAAAGCUUUACAUUCAGCUGGUAUCAGCACUGGAUUUAUCAUCUUUGGGACCAACCUAACCAACCCUCUUAAUGAGCUACUGCUGGCACUGCAACCGGUUUUCCCGCUGGACUAUGUUCUCAUCACGAUCAUCACCAUGUACUUUGUCUUCACCUCCAUGGCUGGGAUCCGUAACAUGGGGAUUUGGUUCUUCUGGAUAAGGCUGUAUAAGAUCAGGCCUCAGAGAACCCGACCGCAGGCCCUCCUCUUCCUCUGCAUGAUCCUGCUCCUCAUCGUCCUCCACACCAGCUACAUGAUUUACAGUCUGGCCCCGCAAUACGUCAUGUACGGCAGCCAGAAUUUUCAUCCCCAGACCCCGCUGCCCACAGCAGACCCAUCACAGGGCAAUCACACCGCUGCCAUCACUAAGAUAUGUGACGCAGACGCUCCUGAAGACCAGUGCACAGUAACAAGAUCAUACCUGUUCCUGCACAAAUUUUGGUUCUUCAGCACCAUCUACUAUUUUGGCAACUGGGCUUUCCUUGUGGUCUUUCUUAUUGGUUUGGUUGUUUCAUGCUGUAAAGGGAAGAAAUCUGUGAUCGAAGGGGAAGUUGAUGCAGAUGAUUCAGAUUUCAGUGAUGAUGAAUAUGUGCAUUAACUUUGUACUAAAAGUCCUGUUUUUACUUGGUUUGGUUACUAGUCAGAGCUGGAAUUUAAAAAAAAAAAGUAAAAUAGUUUAAAAAUAACACAUAUUUCGUUCAUCAUUCAAAGAGAGAAAUAUUGUUGUUAUAUAAGAUUUGAUUGAAUGUUUUGAUGCCAAAUAGGUUCUGUGUCAUUAGGCAUUAUCAUGUUUAACUGAUAGUAGUAGUCUGAUUUUGCACUGCAGUCUAAAAUAAAUCAACAAAAAAAAGUUUUCUCUCUAAACAUGACCAAAUUUAAUUUGAAAUAAGUUUAAAAGGUUCGAAUAUUUUUGUCAAUGUGAAUAAAAGGUUUGAGAUCCUUCUGCUGAUUUAUUUAAGGAAUUUUUUUUUAUUUCUUUUUGUGCAUAUCUGUAAUUUUUGUCUAGGCAUAAUGCUCCAGUGUUUCUGAUGUGUGUUACUUUAAUCUCUGAGGCUGAAUUGCUAUCAUACUGCUUGUUGACAACAGUUGAUUUAUUUCACAUAAUUUUUAUUUUGAAAUUAUUGGACUGAACUUGCAAAUUUCUAGAGAUGAUGAUUAAGAUUGUGUAAAAAAAUUAUUUAUCAUACAGUAUUGGCCUGUUAUGCUGUUUCCUGAAUUUAACAUUUCUUUUGCAAGAUGUUUCUGUUAUAAUGCAGUUUUGAGUCAUUAAUAAAGCGUACAACAGUAUCUCUGGUUUUAAAA
Cyprinus carpio (common carp) is the source of this 2394-nucleotide messenger RNA. It is a transcript of the gene lmbrd1, whose product is annotated as LMBR1 domain containing 1. NCBI's taxonomy places the organism in Eukaryota, Metazoa, Chordata, Actinopteri, Cypriniformes, Cyprinidae. Bases 26 to 1690 code for a protein of 554 amino acids. Gene Ontology annotation, cellular component: vacuolar membrane. Gene Ontology annotation, biological process: protein localization to vacuole. The record is from RefSeq and is a predicted model, not a curated record. The transcript is spliced from 16 exons.